AUGUUUCAUUGCAAAAAUGACAGCAAACGAGAGUGGAAAGUGGGAGACUCACUUUUCGCAGAAGAGAACAGAGUAUAUUACGGGGAAUUACAAGACAAAGGCUUCACGUCUCAGGGUCCAAGUAUAUUCUUUAUCCCCGAAGAGGCCCGCCGCGUUAUGAAUGAGGAUGGGUUUGCUGGAAAGACAAUCUCACUUACACUGAGAGCAGGAAACGUGUUGACAGCGCACCCACUUAUUCCACAGCUUCAUAUGGUGAAAAGCUCUGACAGUAUGGAUAUCCCCGUGGUGCAUAUGGCGACCAACACUGGGGAAGGACAAGUGAAAUUCUGGAGGAUCUUCGCAAAGCCAAUCGUGAGAGGACAGGCUUGCUUGUCUAACGGGCAUCCUUUGGAGUAUAAGAUCACGGAAACUUGGAAGGCGUCCCGUUUGCUGAAACCUAGCACAAACAUUGGAGAAGCCCUCGGGGGAAAAGCAGAAUGA
Molecule: messenger RNA, 480 nt
Organism: Aspergillus sclerotioniger CBS 115572
Lineage: Eukaryota; Fungi; Ascomycota; Eurotiomycetes; Eurotiales; Aspergillaceae
Exons: 1
Coding region: 1-480 (159 amino acids)
Source: RefSeq, a predicted model, not a curated record